This is a messenger RNA of Maniola jurtina (meadow brown), 4311 nucleotides long. RefSeq names its product sodium-dependent phosphate transporter 1 (gene NaPi-III). The transcript has 10 exons. NCBI's taxonomy places the organism in Eukaryota, Metazoa, Arthropoda, Insecta, Lepidoptera, Nymphalidae. The coding region runs from base 960 to 2876 and encodes 638 amino acids. The record is from RefSeq and is a predicted model, not a curated record. Gene Ontology annotation, molecular function: phosphate transmembrane transporter activity. Gene Ontology annotation, cellular component: membrane. Gene Ontology annotation, biological process: phosphate ion transmembrane transport.
UUGAAAAGCAAUAAUAAUAAUAUGCUGGUGGUGGUUCUUAAUAAUCUUGCCACCAGCUUGCCACAAUAUCCAAAAAUUUAUAGGUACUCAAAGAAAACUGCUAGUAGGUACUACCUAGGUACCUUAGCAUUAGUGUAGGUACUUAUUUCAAAUAGGUCGUAUUUAACACGGUAAAAGAAGUCUAUAAAAAAUUCCCAUCGACUACACAAGGUCAACGAAGUGUACAUAGGAAUUGUGAUGAGUCGUAAACUUGUUAUAGCGUCUAGCUUUAAAAGGCCUGUUUCCAGGGGGUCCUUUGCAAAUACCCGUGCCUACAGCUCUAUAAUUAUUUAUAAUAGCGACGACAAGGGGGGUUGCAGAAGUGGGGAGACGGCGUUUUGCGCAUGCUCCAUUCAGACGAUGAAAUGGGGCGACCCUCGGUAACUUCAGUGUACAGCUGAGAGACCCAAGGCGACUCGCCACUCAUAUAAUCUCGAUUUUUGAGUCUCAGGACCAUAAAACCCUACAUUUUCAAAAAGUAAAAAUGAAGCCAAAUUUAUUAAAACUGCAACAGCUCCAAAAACUGCGUUUUAAACAUCUUACGUUGUGACGCACAAUUUUGUAAUUUCAAUCAAUUAAUCUAAUUUGGAUACUCAUAAUUUAUAAAAUAUUUGUUAAGGAUCUACAUUUAUAACAUCUUGUAUGUUAAAGUAUCUACCAACUAAUUAUAUUAUUAUGACUAUAUUUUUGUACGGAACGAUGAUGAUAAUUUUAUUGAAUUGACGAAGAAGGAAUUUGUUACUGUCGUGGUUAGUCAACGUUUAUUAAAAGCGAAGCUUACUAGUUGUUAUAUCUGUAAUAUGUAUUGAAUUGCAUAAAAAUUAAUUAGGUGCUAGAAAAAAAAAAUUAAAUUAAGUAGUAGUACCUAUUAUAAGUAGCUAAUGCCGGUGAAUCAACUACAGUUAAAUUAGGAAGAAGAGAUGGAGCCAUAUUCAGAUGAUCUGCUCUGGUUGGUGAUUUGUGGUUUUGUGGUUGCAUUUAUUUUGGCCUUUGGGAUCGGCGCUAAUGACGUAGCAAAUUCAUUCGGAACAAGCGUUGGGUCAAAAGUCCUCACACUCACACAAGCAUGCAUACUUGCAACAAUUUUCGAAAUCGCAGGAGCAGUUUUGAUCGGUUACAAGGUAUCUGAUACGAUGCGCAAGGGCAUACUUGACGUGACUCUAUACGACAACGGCGGUGAACGACUGCUGGCUGCCGGGUGCCUGGCAGCUCUGAUCGCCGGAGCAGCCUGGCUGAUCCUCGCCACAGCUUUGAGGCUCCCAGUGUCAGGGACACAUUCGGUGGUUGGUGCUACUGUUGGGUUCACACUGACGGCAAAAGGCCCAGUUGGCGUGCGUUGGUCUACACUAGGGGCGAUUGUUUUAUCAUGGUUUAUAUCGCCUGCACUCAGCGGUACGGUAUCAGCACUACUAUACUGGUUGGUCCGUAGAUUCAUUCUGCGCGCAAGUCAGCCGUUGACUGCAGGGUUGAAAGUCCUGCCUUUGUUCUACGGCGCCACUAUUGCUGUUAAUGUGCUAAGUGUGGUCCUCGAUGGCCCAAAAUUGUUGGCAAUGGACAAUAUACCACUAUGGAUGGCUUUGUCAGGAUCCCUGGCUUUGGGUGUAUUCGCGGCGAUUUGCGUGCGCACCUUCCUCGUGCCCUAUUACCAACGUCGUUUUGUGACACCGCCUGUUAACUUUACCCUCGGAUUAUCAAACGAAACGACCCCAGCUAAUACACCCACACAUACAAAAAAUAAUGUACCUCAACGGCCAACUUCGUUACUAUCUGAGGACGGCAAACUCCUCGAAGCUAUAGAAGAGAGUGCAGAAAUGGUUACCCUAAGCGAUGCUGACAAAUGUUCCGCCGGCAUCAAAGAGAUGAAUGCUAGAAACCGAGCUCUACUGGCCACGAUGGAUGACUGCAGUAUUCUUUCCCGAAGUUUAAGCCCACCAAACAAAUCACGUUUACAGUUAAUAGAUGCUGACCCCCAAAUAAAUACUCUCAAAUACAUAGACGAGACAUUAAGCUGUUGUAAGAGUUUAGAUUCAGCUCAGCUGGUGGGAAUGGGUGAAAGCUAUGAUUCGAAGAAUGGGUUUCUGGGAGAUUCGUGUGAUACGAUCGCACGCGGUGAGUUUGGGCGAUUAUCGGCGAUGAGAAUGCCUACCGUUGCAGUGGAAUUUGACACUCCGCCGCCGAGAUCUGAUAAGGGUCCAGAAGGUGGCAGCGCGUGGAGUAUAGAGUGCGAGAUACGAAAUGCACGACUGGCGGCGAUCACACCCAACUCCAGCGCUGCGCCUCUGCUCCGCGGCAGCAGCCCAGCGCCGCCGGUGGCGCCACCACCUCCGCCGGCGGACACUCUGCGACUGUUCUCCUUUCUGCAGGUCCUCACUGCUACCUUCGGGGCAUUCGCUCAUGGAGGCAACGAUGUCAGCAACGCCAUAGGUCCACUAGUAGCCCUCUGGUUGCUAUACUCGGAGGGAGGAGCGCACGCGAAAGCGGAGACUCCACUGGCGAUACUGGUGUUUGGUGGAGUCGGCAUCGCACUGGGCCUGUGGCUGUGGGGACGGCGGGUGAUUCAAACUGUGGGCGAGGACCUCACCAGCAUCACGCCUGAUACAGGGUUUACCAUCGAGCUGGGAGCGGCGCUGACGGUGCUGGUGGCGAGCAAGGCCGGGCUGCCCAUCUCCACCACGCACUGCAAGGUUGGCUCCGUCGUCUGUGUGGGAUAUUUCUCCGAAAAAUCUGUGGACUGGAGUUUGUUUAGGAAUAUAAUAUUCGCUUGGGUGGUAACGGUUCCGGCCGUGGCGGCCACGGCGGCGCUCGUUAUGCUGGCUCUCGAAACGUUCGUCGUUUGAAUUGAACUCAUGAACUGCAGGCUUAGUACCAGUUUAAAUAUUCCGACAACGUUGAUACAUUUCGAAUAUCCAAACACCAUAACGUCAAACCAGAGUGAACUGUCAAACUAAAAUGACCUAAACGGCCUUAUUUCAAUAAAAAGAGGUUCUUUUCUGUGUUAGCCCGUAGCGUAGAUAUACCUACCUGUGAUGUAUGUAUGUUGACGUUUUUCUCAAAAAUCAAUUUAGUUCAAAACUAUAAUAUACUUAACUAUCACUUACCUACCUAGUAUUAUUAUGUUAAAUAACACCACUUACGUAGCUUAGCGAUCAGAAAAAAACUGUAAAAUGAACAGACUGCAGAAACGUUGUUUAAAUACUUAGUUGUAAUUUUUUUGAGCAACAAAAAAUAGAGUAUUACCAAAAUAACCCUUAAGGGUCCGUUCGCACUCUACGCAGUGGAAGUACGACUAGAUUUUUGAUUCGCCGUUAAAUCCCGAAAUUAUAAAAAAUAAAUAAUAGGUGAACAUAAAAACUUUACAAAUUAAGUAAAAAAUUCAUGAAUAGGUGACUAAUUUCUCUAUAGUAAUUUAGUAAAUUAGACAAAUCUCAUCAUCUAAUUUAGACAUAUAAAUAAAAAAUAUAUAUUCUCUCACCUCUCUUCCCGACAUUUUUCUGGUUCUUCACCGGUAUAUCAAUUAAUCUAAAUAAGUGUUUAGAUAUUUUUAUUAUAUAUUUUAAAAAAACUUGGGUCCAGAAUUUUUAUAUAUGUAUUUUAUUUACCUAAGUAUAUCACUCUUGUCCAUUUUCAAAACUGUAUACAUACGUAAUUGACUCAAGUAUAUCUUCGGAUCUAUACUUAUCUACUCUACGUGUAAAGAAGGUAAUAACUAUCACGUGUUUUAAUAAUAUACUUACCUAUAAUAUAAGUUUACCUACACUUUUUGAUCAACUUCGCUCAAUUUCGUUUAUAGGAUCUCCAAAAUUGUGAAAAGACAAAUCAAAUCAUACCUAAAUAUUAAAUACUAAUAUUAGGUUACAUCAUUUUAACCAUUUACUCUUUUAUUUAUGCUAUCGCUAUUAUAUUUUAAUGGUUCCUUCUUUUCCUAAGUCAAAAACGUUUUUACUAACAAUUAGUAUUUAUUAUAUAAUCUAAAAUAACUAAGUCAAAUAUUUCUUUACCUGUCCAUUAUUUUCAAAUAGGUCCCUUACUUACCACCUGCUUAUAAUAUAGAUCUGUAGGUAUUCGUAAAAUGGUUGUAAACAAGCAUUUUAGAAUUCCGUAGCCUCACUCGAUCCAUAAAAUAAUUACUUACAGUAAAAAACAUAAAUGUAAAAUGCCUGAAUAAACUCUUGUUUAAUAAGUUAAGGAUUGUCAAUUUAACAUCUAAAAUGCCACUGAUUAUUAUGUAAAAAAAAACAAUUGUUAAAUAAAGUAAAUAGAUUCAAAAGCUGU